Molecule: messenger RNA, 3002 nt
Organism: Striga asiatica
Lineage: Eukaryota; Viridiplantae; Streptophyta; Magnoliopsida; Lamiales; Orobanchaceae
Source: the annotation of a GenBank genome assembly
CACAAUCAGAACAUUUUCGAUGUGAUGUGCAAAUCCCACAACAGACGAGAUCACAUACUAUCAUGGUGGAUUGAUUAUCCUCUUGCUAUAAUCAUGAAUUACAGAAGUAGAAAAAGUACAAGUAGAACAGCCCAUUCUCAUUGACCACAACUUAAGCAAGGUGUUGUCAUGUGAAGUAAAUGAACCAACGGUCAUGAAUACAUGCUUGUGGAGCCUCUAAGCCAUCUUAUGUAGUACACAUGGCUAUAAAAAACCAGCCUCAAGCCACUGUUUCCUCUUCAUCCAAUAACCCAACAGUAGAGUCCCUUAUUCAAUGGAGAGUAAAAGAAUCCAAAUGAUAACCGGGCUUAUGCUGCUAACGGCAAUGCUUAGUGUUCGUUCGGUCACCUCUCAUUUUCCACCAGGAACCUGCAUUCAGCAUUGUCUGGCAGAAUGCACACUUAGCGGUAUUGAUGCUGCCAUCUGCACCAAAUACUGUCCAGUCCGUUGCCUUUCUCAACAAAUUUCAACUAAACAGCAUUACUGUAAUCUCGGAUGCAUGCUCAAUACUUGCGCCGAGUUUACUAAAGAUGAGAAGGCCAUGAGUGACUGCGUGUCCAAGUGCAAUAAAACCAAAUGCAAAAUCGGUGUCUGAGAAGAUCUUCAUUUACCCUCAUUCAGCUUGCAGAAUAAAUUUGGCUUCCAAUAAUGGUUCUUUUGAUCUGUAUCACAUGUGUACUGUUUGUUACCUAUUUUUCUCUAUAGAGAAAUCAUCAGUUGUCACUGAUUUUCCAUUGUAUGACUGCAAAAUGAAAACAUUCACCAAUAAUCAUUGCAAGAACAGGUUCCCUCAUUAAAAUGAUGAAAACGGUUAGCAUCCCUUACUACAAUCACCUUACGGACAAGUUUCGAAGCAAAUUUCAUAAAAUUAUGACAGUCCAAACAGAUCCUAAUGUUCUUGAUUAUCUUAAUAACAUCACCGUUGCGAUUAGAAUUACCAGCACUCGUCAAGGAGAAAACCAAUGCCAGCUUUUCACUGUGUUGAUAAAGCUGCUCCUCUUUAUGCUCUUCCUCUACAUCAAACAACACCAAACUCGUCUCGGGAGCAUACCCAAUUUUCCUCAAAUCUCUCAACAAAACCUCCAUGUUUGCACGAAUUUCUCGAAUCUGUGGGUGCCGAUGGCCCCCACAAGCAAAUUCAUGGACUCGAUGGCCCACCUCUGUCCAGCUCAAACCCGGUUCCUUUCUAACCCCAAUACGAUCCAUUUUUAUUCGCAAGGAACCACCUUCAUCAUAGUUUCUAAACAAGCAAUAAAUAUUCGAAGCCAAAACAUACCCCAGUGAGUUUUCCGGAUCCAAUUCCUUCAAGUUUGAAGAUGCAAGGCUGGCUGCCCUCGCGUCCCCAUAUUUACGACAUGCACCAAGGAACGCACUCCAGAUGACAUAAUCCGGCCUCAUAGGCAUUUCCCUUAUAAUUCUUUCGGCCUCCGAAACAUGUCCAGCCCGGCCGAGAAUAUCGACCAUGCAUGCAUAGUGGUCGAGCUGUGGAACUACACCGUAGUUACGUUUCAUAGCAUCAAAUAAAUUCUUUCCUUGUUUUACCAUACCCGCAUGGCUGCAUGACGAGAGUAGGGCAACGAACGUGGUCCCAUCGGGACCAACGUCCAUUUCUCGAAAACUAUCAAGCGCCUUUUCAGCCUUACCAUGCACUGCAUAGGCCUUCAGUAUUGAGUUCCAAGAAACUAUGUCCCUUUUCGGCAUUUCACCAAACACUUUCUCCGCACAAUAUAUCGAACCACAUCUAGAGUAGGCAUGAAUUAAAGCAUUGCCCAGCUCUAUUACAUUAGUAAAACCUGUAAUAAUCACUUGACAAUGGAAUGAAGAGGUGGUCCUUCCGGUCACCAAGUUCGCACAAGCUUUUAGCAUUACUGAAAAAACAUAACAAUCUGGGCUUAAAUCUUCGCGACGCAUCUGACUGAAAAAGAUGAGGGCUUGCUGAGGUUCCCAUUCGGCACAAGCCGUCAUAAUUCCAGUCCACAGAACAAUAUCGCGGUCAAUACCACUCGUCUCCAUGAACAACUUAAGACAACCACUAAAUUCGCUAGCGAGAGCAGAAUAGCCUUUGAUCAGAGCAGUUUUGACCCCAACAUCCAGGACCAAGCCAGUCUUAAUACCACAAGAAUGCAGUUGCAAACAACACGUAAGCCCCACAAUCCGAUCACCACCUUCAUUUGAUCCACAUAACGAAGAAACCAAAGCCAAUAAUGUAGCACGAUCGAACUUGACCCCAUCAUGAUGCAUUCUUAUGAAUAAAUCCAUUGCUCUAUCACCUUUUCCAUGCAUCCCGAGCCCUGAAAUCAUUGAAUUGUAAGUAACAAGAUUACAGUAACCCAUUGACUCAAACACCCUCCAAGCUUCCGAACCAGAAUCACGACUGUUCUUCCAGUACAUGGCCACGAGAGAAUUAGCAACGUAAAUCCAAGAACCAAAACCGGUUUUUAGAAUGAGCCCGUGAACUUGCAGGCCACGCGGGCGGUCGCACACCGACAACACACUCGCAUAAGCAAAAUCGUUGGGCCUGAAAUGGAAUAUCAUCUGACCAAACAAGCGGAAGCACUGAUCGGACUUCCCAUGCUGAGCAUAGCCCGAAAUGAGGACCGUCCAAGAAACUGCGUUUCUCUGAGGCAUUUUGUCGAACAUUUUGUUGGCCAGAUGCAGCUGGCCGCUUUUGGCUUGGCUGUUAAUGUAAUUGUUGGUGGUGAAGAGGUCCGCCGGAGGUGGAGUGUAGGAGACGGCGGUCAUGGUGUGGUUGUAGCGGCGGAUGAGCUGAGAGAGAGUGAGAUGGAGCCGACAUGUUCUGUUGACCAGCAACGUGAGACCGGUUUUCAUGGCGUGCCUGAGAAACUUGGUCUACGAAAGUCUUUAACCGCCAUUUUUUUAAGUUCAAAUAGACCUACAAAAAGGAACGUAUACUACGUAUUGAUGUUUGUCAACUUGCCAUCAAUCGUCUUUCCAAAUCAUUU